ACCGAUACCGAUAGCACAAAGUGUCAAUCACGCCUCCUGUUAUCGCUUACCUGGGCUAAAAAGACGAAAUUAACAAAUAAAACAUAAAAAUAAGCCCUCUACUCUGAACCGCGCAACGUGGACUCCGGACACGAAUGGCCAGCCGCGGGGCCGGCGCCGCUGUGGUCCACACGACGGUGACAGCCACCUCGCUGACGGUGGAGACGAUCACCAAUGUGCUGACCACGGUGACUUCGCUCCACUCGAACAGCGUCAACAUCUCGAACAACAGCAACAACAGCGGUGGCGCCAGUGCAGUGGCCCCGGGGGCGGGCGCGGGCGAUGGGUCCGGUGAGGCGGCCGGGGGCGUGGCAGCGGCCCAGGCGGACGCCAGCAAGCCGAUCUAUCCGCGCCUCUUCAACCGCAUCGUGCUGACGCUGGAGAACAGCCUCAUUCCGGAGGGCAAGAUCGAUGUGACGCCGUCCAGCCAGGACGGGCUGGACCACGAGACGGAGAAGGACCUGCGCAUACUCGGCUGCGAGCUCAUCCAGACGGCGGGCAUCCUGCUGCGCCUGCCGCAGGUCGCCAUGGCCACCGGCCAGGUGCUCUUCCAGCGCUUCUUCUACUCGAAGAGCUUCGUGCGCCACAACAUGGAGACGGUGGCCAUGAGCUGCGUGUGCCUGGCCUCGAAGAUCGAGGAGGCACCGCGUCGCAUCCGGGACGUGAUCAAUGUGUUCCACCACAUCAAGCAAGUGCGGGCGCAAAAGGAGAUCUCGCCCAUGGUGCUGGACCCGUACUACACGAACCUCAAGAUGCAGGUGAUCAAGGCCGAACGCCGCGUCCUCAAGGAACUGGGCUUCUGCGUGCACGUAAAGCACCCGCACAAGCUGAUCGUGAUGUAUCUGCAGGUGCUGCAGUACGAGAAGCACGAGAAGCUGAUGCAGCUCUCCUGGAACUUCAUGAACGACUCGCUGCGAACGGACGUCUUCAUGCGCUACACGCCGGAGGCCAUUGCCUGCGCCUGCAUCUACCUGAGUGCCCGCAAGCUGAACAUACCGCUGCCCAGUAGUCCGCCGUGGUUCGGCAUCUUCCGCGUGCCGAUGGCGGACAUUACGGAUAUCUGCUACCGGGUGAUGGAGCUGUACACGCGCUCCAAGCCGGUGGUGGAGAAGCUGGAGGCCGCCGUGGAUGAGCUGAAGAAGCGGUACAUUGAUGCGCGGAACAAGACGAAGGAGGCCAACACACCGCCGGCUGUGAUCACCGUGGAUCGCAACAAUGGCUCGCACAAUGCUUGGGGCGGCUUCAUCCAGCGGGCGAUUCCGCUGCCCUUGCCAUCGGAGAAGUCGCCGGAGAAGGAUUCUAGGUCGCGUUCGCGCUCUCGGACGCGCACUCAGUCGCGAACACCGCGCUCCCGCUCGCCGAGGUCCAGGUCGCCGAGUCGCGAGCGCACCAAGAAGUCCCACCGCAGCCGAUCCUCCCGCUCGCGCUCUCGGUCGCCGCCGAAACACAAGAAGAAGUCGCGCCACUACUCGCGGUCGCCCACUCGCUCCAGUUCGCCGCACAGCAAGCACAGGAAGACGAAAUCCUCGAGAGAACGCUCCGACUACUACUCCAAGAAGGACCGAUCGGGGAACGCCGGCAGCAGCAACAAUGUAAGUGAUGGCGACAAGUAUCGCAACUCCGGCUCGAAUUCCAGCAAGCACAGUCGCUACUCCUCCUCGCAUCGCAACAGCGGUGGCGGGGGAGACGGCCGGGGCGGAGGAGGUGGUGGCGGCGGAGGCGGAAACCACGGCAGCCGAGGUGGCCACAAGCACCGGGAUGGCGAUCGCUCCAGGGAUCGCAAGCGCUAGGGAUUGACAAACAAAACCACACACUCCUUUUCAUUUAAUUGCUUUGUAUUUUACAGAUUUACAGAAUAUUUCUACCGAUUAGUUCGAUUUAGUAAUUCUAAUAUAUAUUGUAAAAACGAACUCGGGUAAACAAUAAAUAUAGCUCCUCAAUCAA
This is a messenger RNA of Drosophila biarmipes, 1983 nucleotides long. RefSeq names its product cyclin-L1. Gene Ontology annotation, molecular function: cyclin-dependent protein serine/threonine kinase regulator activity. The coding region runs from base 135 to 1829 and encodes 564 amino acids. NCBI's taxonomy places the organism in Eukaryota, Metazoa, Arthropoda, Insecta, Diptera, Drosophilidae. The transcript has 3 exons. The record is from RefSeq and is a predicted model, not a curated record. Gene Ontology annotation, biological process: regulation of transcription by RNA polymerase II. Gene Ontology annotation, cellular component: nucleus.